This is a messenger RNA of Beauveria bassiana ARSEF 2860, 669 nucleotides long. RefSeq lists its product as uncharacterized. NCBI's taxonomy places the organism in Eukaryota, Fungi, Ascomycota, Sordariomycetes, Hypocreales, Cordycipitaceae. The record is from RefSeq and is a predicted model, not a curated record. The transcript has a single exon. Bases 1 to 669 code for a protein of 222 amino acids.
AUGCCGAAAACAACAAAGUUCACGUCCAUGACGCCUCUGCCGGCAGGCAUGACGCGGCAGACCGCCAUCCGCUUCCUGCAGGACCACGCCGCCAUGAUUGACCUGAACCCGCUGGUGACGGCGCGGCACCGGAUCCCCGCGCCCUCCUCAGCGCCCCCCUACGAAGCGGCGUGCGCGUGGUGGGCGGUCACGGACCGCAUCGCGUACCUGCCGGGCGGGCUGGCGACCGGCUCCGUGAGCUACCGCUGCGUCUUUCUCGACCUGCCCGGCGUGGGCCUGCAGACGCACUGCUACGCGCCCAUGGGCGUGGACCUGCGCACGCGAUGGUCCGUCAGCGGCGGCGGCGGCGGCGGCGGCAGCAGCGCGCCCGGCGAGGAGGCGCGAGAGCAGGUGGAGCUCGGCAUCGACGAUGCGCCGACCCCUGCGGGGCUGUAUCUUCAUGAGGAUACGGAGCUCCGGUGCAGCGUCAUCAUGACGGCUUUUGUCAAGAAGACGCUCAAGGGCGCGCACAAGAGGCUCGUGGAGCGGCUGGCGCAGCGCGCGGUGGGCGGGCUGCGGGAGGAGGAUGAGCGCGGGGACGGGGAGCAGGGGGCGAGGAAGGAGGAGGAGGAGGAGGUUGGGCGUGGUGAGAGGGAAGAGGAGAAGGGAAAAGCAUGGGUGAGCAGCUAA